Molecule: messenger RNA, 1616 nt
Organism: Alnus glutinosa
Lineage: Eukaryota; Viridiplantae; Streptophyta; Magnoliopsida; Fagales; Betulaceae
Product: trihelix transcription factor ASR3
Exons: 3
Coding region: 181-1203 (340 amino acids)
Source: RefSeq, a predicted model, not a curated record
CCUCUCUUCCUUUCUCUCUUUCCUCUCUCUCUCCCUCUCUCUCAUUACGGAGGUCUUUCGCCCUUUAAACCCCGUAACGGACCCCUCCCCACAAAACGCCGUUACUUCCAACCAUUCGUUUAGUUAAGUCACGUGUCUUUGAAAAUUCCGUUUUUCUUUUUCCUUUUUUGUGUGUUUACGAUGGCUUUGGAGCAGAACCUAAGCCUCGCUCAAAACGGCGUUGACGGCGAGACGGACGGCGCGAGUAACGGCGUCGACGCCAGGCCGACCUCCGUCGAUGGCGACAAAACGCCGAGGCUCCCCCGGUGGACCAGGCAGGAGAUUCUGGUGCUCAUACAGGGAAAACGGGUCGCGGAGACCCGGGCGAGGCGGGGACGCACCUCCGGGUUGGCGUUCGGGUCGGGCCAGGUGGAGCCCAAGUGGGCCUCGGUCUCUUCGUACUGUAAGCGGCACGGGGUGAACCGGGGGCCGGUCCAGUGCCGUAAGCGGUGGAGCAAUCUGGCCGGAGACUUCAAGAAGAUCAAGGAAUGGGAGUCUCAGGUGAAGGACGAAACGGAGUCGUUUUGGGUGAUGAGGAACGACCUGAGAAGGGAGAGGAGGUUGCCGGGGUUUUUCGAUAAGGAGGUUUAUGAUAUCUUGGAUUCCGGGUCGCCCGCGGCCCCUGAGACUCCGGGUCUGGCUUUGGCUCUCGCUCCGGGUCCGGGUCCGGUUCCUGCAGCUGAGAACAUGGAGGAGGGUGGCGCGUUGUUCGAUAGUGGGAGGGUCGCCGCCGCGGAGGACGGGUUGUUCUCGGAUUUUGAGCAGGAGGAAUCAGGUCGGAGCCCCGAGAAGACGAAGGAUACUACGGUUCCUGCUCCUAUGCCAAUUUCAGAGAAGCAGUAUCAACCAGCACCACGAGGCUGUCAGGGUCAAGGAACAACAAACGAGAAACAGCCUGCCUCAAAUCCUGAGGUAGGAUCUGCUUCUCAAGACGGUCGGAAGCGGAAAAGGUUAGCAACCGAAGAAGACGAGGAAGCAAUUGGUAUGCAGAAUCAGUUGGUUGACGUACUGGAAAGGAAUGGAAAAAUGCUGACCGCCCAACUUGAAGCUCAGAAUGUGAAUUUCCUACUGGAUCGUGAACAGCGGAAAGAUGAUGUUAAUGGCUUGAUUGGUGUUCUUAAUAAGCUUGCGGAUGCUUUAGGAAAAAUUGCAGAUAAGUUGUAGCGGAAGGGGAACCUGAAUACAGUGUACAUAAUGAAGUUCUCUCCAACGCCCAUAGAUAAUAGCGGAGGCCGAAGAAUUGGAGGACAAGAUUCAAUUAUUUAUCUAUAGAUGACAUCCAGUAUGCCAUUCAAAUCUGGUUUUUUUUUUUUUUUUUUUUAAAUUUUUUUUUUUUUUAAAUUUUUUUUUGUUCUUUUCUUUCUAUAUAAAUCUUCUUUAUUUGCCACUUGUGUGGCGUAUCACUGCAGUAUAGGUUCCAUAUACAGAUUUUGGUUAUAGAAAUUUCAGACGAGUCGUCGAGUACCGCCUUUCUGCUGCUUUUCUGUUAUGUACCUCCAGUUUUAUAUGGAUUAUCCCGUGAUUGUUUCGGUUUGUACAGUUUAUUGAAACUAUAGCAAGCAGCUGCAUGAGACUAA